This is a messenger RNA of Adineta ricciae, 903 nucleotides long. The record is from the annotation of a GenBank genome assembly. Lineage: Eukaryota; Metazoa; Rotifera; Eurotatoria; Adinetida; Adinetidae.
AUGAGUAAUGCUGGCGAUCAGUUUUUGCUGUACGACAAUGAGAAAGGUGAUAAUCGAAUUAUUAUAUUUUCUACACGCACAGAUUUAAAUCGUCUCUCACAUUCUGAUCAUUGGCACAUGGAUGGCACCUUCAAGAUUUCACCCAAACUUUUUUAUCAAUUAUAUUCUAUUCAUGGUCAUUUUCAAGGUCGUACAUUUCCAUUUUUAUAUGCAUAUCUUCCCGGUAAAGGUGAACCUGUUUAUAAAGAACUAAUCGACAUAAUAUUACAAAAUAUCGACAAACAUCCUACAUCGAUAACUAUUGAUUUUGAAUGCGCAGUCGGAAAUGUUAUUAAACGUAUGUUUCCAUCGACAAAAGUCACUGCUUGCUUUUUUCAUUUUAAACAAAAUCUAUGGAAAAAGGUUAAAGAACUGAAUUUAGUUCAGUUAUUUCUCAAUGAUCGUGAAGUGAGACAUCAACUAAAAAAUUUCGCUUGUUUAGCGUUUGUACCUGAACAAUAUGUCACGGAAGAAUUCGAAAAAUUGGCAGAAGAAUCACCUGAAACAAUGAACGGUCGAAAUAGUCGCCGUCGUUCACCUCGAUUUCUGAUAUCAUUUUGGAGUUGUUUCGAUCGUCUUGAUCAUCAACUUCCACGCACUAACAAUCCACAAGAAGCGUGGCACAAUGCUCUCAAAAAUUCGUGUCGUAAACAUCCAUCUAUAUAUGAAUCAAUCCAUGAUAUAAAAACUGAACAACAUGCGAAUCUUAUUUUUGCUGAAAAAGCUGAAUCAGGAAAAAUGGAAAUAGUCAAGCGUACUUUAUAUGAAGACAUUGAUGAGCAGCUUCAAAACUUGGUUGCUAAUUUUUAUAUUUAUCCUCGAAAAGAAUAUUUCAAAAGAGCUAGAGCUUUAUUUAAUUUUUAG